CCGGCGGGGGGAGGCGCAGGCAGGGGGGGGCCGGCCAGGGACGGGCUGGGGAGGGGGGGCCGCGCAGCCCCCCCGGGCCAUGCUGACUCCCGGGGCCUGACCCCCCCGGGCCAGCCCCCCCUCCCCCAGCUCCGCGGCCCGCCGACUGGGGGGGGCCCAGCCCAGCCCCCUGGGGACCCCCGGAGAGGUGGGGGGCAGCCGGGGGGGCCGGGACGGAGCGGUCGCCGGCCCCCACCGGAGGGACGGGGCGACCGGCCGCAAGGGGGGCGGCCGGGGGGCCGGUCGGGCCGGGACCAAGGGCAUCAUGUCGUCCGGGGGCAAGGAGGGGGGCGGGGGCUCCCCUGCCUACCACCUCCCGCACGCACACCCACACCCACCCCAGCACGCCCAAUAUGUGGGCCCCUAUCGGCUGGAGAAGACGCUGGGCAAAGGACAGACAGGUCUGGUUAAACUCGGGGUCCACUGCAUCACGGGCCAGAAGGUUGCCAUCAAGAUCGUGAACCGGGAGAAGCUGUCCGAGUCGGUGCUGAUGAAGGUGGAGCGGGAGAUUGCCAUCCUGAAGCUCAUUGAGCACCCACAUGUCCUCAAGCUCCACGACGUCUACGAGAACAAGAAAUAUUUGUACCUGGUUCUGGAGCACGUGUCUGGAGGUGAGCUGUUCGACUACCUGGUAAAGAAGGGGAGACUGACCCCCAAGGAGGCCCGGAAGUUCUUCCGCCAGAUCGUGUCGGCGCUGGACUUCUGCCACAGCUACUCCAUCUGCCACAGAGACCUGAAGCCUGAGAACCUGCUUCUGGACGAGAAAAACAACAUUCGCAUCGCGGACUUCGGCAUGGCGUCCCUGCAGGUGGGGGACAGCCUCCUGGAGACCAGCUGUGGGUCCCCUCACUAUGCAUGCCCAGAGGUGAUUAAGGGGGAAAAGUACGAUGGCCGCCGGGCGGACAUGUGGAGCUGUGGAGUCAUCCUGUUCGCCCUGCUUGUGGGGGCUCUGCCCUUCGACGAUGACAACCUCCGCCAGCUGCUGGAGAAGGUGAAACGAGGCGUCUUCCACAUGCCCCACUUCAUUCCUCCAGACUGCCAGAGCCUCCUGAGGGGGAUGAUCGAAGUGGAGCCGGAGAAAAGGCUCAGCCUGGAGCAAAUUCAGAAACAUCCCUGGUACCUGGGCGGGAAACACGAACCAGACCCGUGCCUGGAGCCAACCCCAGGCCGCCGGGUGGCCAUGCGGAGCCUGCCAUCAAACGGAGAGCUGGACCCUGAUGUCCUGGAGAGCAUGGCUUCACUGGGUUGCUUCAGGGACCGCGAACGGCUGCAUCGCGAGCUCCGCAGCGAGGAGGAGAACCAAGAAAAGAUGAUAUAUUAUCUGCUUUUGGAUCGGAAGGAGCGGUAUCCCAGCUGUGAGGACCAGGACCUACCUCCUCGGAAUGAUGUUGACCCACCCCGGAAGCGUGUGGAUUCCCCCAUGCUGAGCCGUCAUGGGAAGCGGCGGCCAGAGCGGAAGUCCAUGGAAGUCCUGAGCAUCACGGAUGCCGGGGGUGGUGGCUCCCCGGUGCCCACCCGACGGGCCCUGGAGAUGGCCCAGCACAGCCAGAGAUCCCGUAGUGUCAGUGGAGCCUCCACUGGUCUGUCAUCCAGCCCUCUGAGCAGCCCAAGGAGUCCGGUCUUUUCCUUCUCACCGGAGCCCGCUGGAGAUGAGGCCCGGGGUGGGGGCUCACCGACUUCCAAAACGCAGACGCUGCCUUCUCGGGGCCCCAGGGGUGGGGGCGCCGGGGAGCAGCCCCCUCCCCCCAGUGCCCGCUCCACACCCCUGCCCGGCCCCCCAGGCUCCCCACGCUCCUCCGGGGGGACCCCCUUGCACUCGCCCCUGCACACGCCCCGGGCCAGCCCCACUGGGACCCCAGGGACAACGCCGCCCCCCAGCCCCGGCGGUGGCGUCGGGGGAGCCGCCUGGAGGAGUCGUCUCAACUCCAUACGCAACAGCUUCCUGGGCUCCCCACGCUUUCACCGGCGCAAGAUGCAGGUCCCCACUGCCGAGGAGAUGUCCAGUUUGACGCCAGAGUCCUCUCCAGAGCUGGCAAAACGCUCCUGGUUCGGGAACUUCAUAUCCUUGGACAAAGAAGAACAAAUAUUCCUCGUGCUAAAGGAUAAACCUCUCAGCAGCAUCAAAGCGGACAUUGUCCAUGCCUUCCUGUCGAUCCCCAGCCUGAGUCAUAGUGUGCUGUCACAGACCAGCUUCAGGGCUGAGUAUAAGGCCAGUGGUGGCCCCUCCGUCUUCCAGAAGCCUGUCCGCUUCCAGGUGGACAUCAGCUCCUCUGAGGGUCCAGAGCCCUCCCCCCGGCGGGACGGCAGCGGUGGUGGUGGCAUCUACUCUGUCACCUUUACUCUCAUCUCCGGUCCCAGCCGUCGGUUCAAGCGGGUUGUAGAGACCAUCCAGGCUCAGCUGCUGAGCACUCAUGACCAGCCCUCCGUGCAGGCCCUGGCAGAUGCUCAGACUCUUCUGACCCCGCUGGGCCUGGCUUUCAAGGACUUGGGCGUCCCCCCGGGCGCGGGCGAGGUCUGUGCUCCAGGGGGAAGGGGCUUCCCUUCACCCAACAGCCCCGGUCUUCGGGAGCAGAAUUCCCUAUCAGCCAGGGAUCAGUGAGGCCAGGGUCACAAACAACAAACUCCAUAGUUCAAACAACAUCAAUUUAUUAUCAUACAGUCCUGGAGAUCAGAGGUCCCGCACAGGCUAAGCAGGCUAACACCAAGGCACCUGGAGGGAGGGCCUCAGUAGUAGGGAGCUGGAGAAACUCUGCCUUCUGUUAGUCUGGUUCCCCAGGGCAACCAGAAGUGAGGAAGGCCCCCUGAACCUCUCCAGACCCGGUUGCCAAGGAAAGCUGGCCUUGACAACCAGAGUUCCUAAAAGGGCAUGCAUUCAUGUAGGACCCACAGACACCCAGGGCCCGAGCCACAUGCCUUAUAAGGGGAAUGGGGCAAUGGGGGACCUCCAUUGGUUGCUAUGGCAACAAGGCCUCCAGCAAUCAGUGUCUCUUAAGGGGCUGGCCUCUGCUACAGGUACUAUUUUGGGCCCUAAAGAAACUACUGCAUGGCUGCUGGCAACCAGCACUGCCACCGCAGUCCCCUAAUCUGGGGCAGUGAGGCCCUACAGAAAGAUAACCGCAGUCAUGCAGGCCCAGCUGGGAGGGCCCGAGACCCCCAAACCAUCUGCUGUGGGCUCCGCUGGGCCCCAUUAACAACCAGUGGAAAGUAAUGGGGCCCUUUGGCCAUGAUCGGGGAACUCAGACGGUGCUGUAACCAGAGUCUCUGAGGAUGUCUCCUGAGCUGGGCCAGCCAGGUCUCACUGGGGCAUGGCCUGGCUUCCAAAGCCUUAGGUUUGGGGGUGCCUGGGACACGUGCCUUGUUGGUCUAGGGAAGCCAGGCCUAGUUGCUGGCGUGUGUGACCCCUGGCAGCCACCUCCCCUGCUGGAGCACAUCCCUGGGCUCGGUACCCCUGGGGUU
This is a messenger RNA of Globicephala melas (long-finned pilot whale), 3495 nucleotides long. It is a transcript of the gene BRSK1, whose product is annotated as BR serine/threonine kinase 1. The record is from RefSeq and is a predicted model, not a curated record. NCBI's taxonomy places the organism in Eukaryota, Metazoa, Chordata, Mammalia, Artiodactyla, Delphinidae. Gene Ontology annotation, cellular component: cytoplasm. Gene Ontology annotation, molecular function: tau-protein kinase activity; protein serine/threonine kinase activity; ATP binding. Gene Ontology annotation, biological process: protein phosphorylation; intracellular signal transduction; microtubule cytoskeleton organization.